Messenger RNA from Labeo rohita (rohu), 3228 nucleotides. It is a transcript of the gene tmpoa, whose product is annotated as thymopoietin a. Bases 65 to 2185 code for a protein of 706 amino acids. Gene Ontology annotation, molecular function: DNA binding. The transcript is spliced from 15 exons. NCBI's taxonomy places the organism in Eukaryota, Metazoa, Chordata, Actinopteri, Cypriniformes, Cyprinidae. The record is from RefSeq and is a predicted model, not a curated record.
GUCACUGAUCCCAUAAAAGAAAUCAGUCUCAGCCAGCGAUAGUGUCCUGCUCAAGCCAACAGACAUGUCGGAAUUUCUGGAGGACCCGUCUGUGCUCACUAAGGAUAAGCUUAAAAGUGCACUGCUGGCGAAUAAUGUGGCUCUGCCGAACGGCGAACAGAGGAAGGACGUGUACGUACAGCUAUACUUGAAGAAUCUGACCGCGCAAAACAAAAAGAGCAGCGGCGCUCCUGAUGUCUUCUCCAGCGACGAGGAACUGCUUCCAGCCCCCGUGGUCUCCAACAGGAGCCGCUCUGGAAGGAAAGCCACCAGGAAAACCGACAAAGUUCGUCCUGAGGAUGUUGAUGUCACUGAACUGAGCAACGAGGGUUUGAAAGACCUGUUACUGAAGUAUGGCCUGAAUGCUGGACCCAUUGUUGCAUCCACUCGGAAGGUUUACGAGAAGAGGCUUCAGAAGCUGUUGGAUCAAGGUCCUCCUGAGACUGUGGCUCCUCCCUCAGAGACAUCACAAACAGACGGCAGCCAGAACGGCAACACAGACUCAGACCAGUACAGCGACAAGGAAGAAGAAACGGUAGCUCCAGCCCCUGUGUUUGUGCCCGAACCUGAGCCGGACGUAGAACCCGAGCCGAUCCCAGUUGUGGAGAGACCUGUCAGGAGCAGAGGGAAACUGCCCGUGACCAGCAGAACACGCAGUGGCCAGCACAACAGGGAUGAUGAGGAAGACGCGCAGGAGGAAGAUUUGCCGGUUUUGAACAUUAAGAGAAAGUUGAAAAGAGCUUCUCACAGGCUGGAUCAGAUGGUUCCUGCAAGCGACGACACUGAGAACUCUGAGCUCUCGUCUGCAGAACACUUUCCUGUUUCUCAAGACAGGAGGAGAACAGGACCUGUGGCAGAAAGAAAAGAGUCCAGACCUUUGCUCAAAGACAGGACGUCAAAGCUCUCAUCUAAGACGGAGUCUCUGAGACGGCGCAGCGCACCAGUCCGCUCAUUUCGGCCUGAUUUGAAUGAGGUUCCUGUCACUGAUAAGGACUUCUCUGAGCACUCAGUGUUGAAAGAGGUCUCUGUUCCUCUGGUGAGGAUGAAAGCACAAGCUUUGGCAGAACCAAAGGAUCCCAAACACUCAAAGCGCUCCUCCAUGUCUGCGACUGACUGGUUGGAAUCACUAAAAUGUCUCGACUCUCCUUACAAGUCUGGUUUAAAUGGCGCCACUCCUGUUGACAAGUUUGAUGAGAAAGCUGCUGAAAGCGGUUCUCCUCUGAUUAGACCUUCAAAUCGAGAGCCGCUAGUUUCCCUGCUUAAUACUGCUUGUGUUGAGGUGGAUAGCCAGGGUAUGCAGAACAUGCUGAGCUGUAAAUCAUCUGCCCGUGCUCCUGUGGUACAGGAAGUCAAAUCUGUCACUGUAUCGAAGCUCUCAAAGCCUCAUUUGAGUCAAAACAAACCAUCCAAAUCCUUAAUAGACAUGGUGAGCCGCCUUUCACCUUCCUGUGAUGGCCAAAGAGAUGUUUUCCCAUCACACUCAGUUUCUUUUAGGGAUACUGCGUCCCGUAUGGCUGAGGACUCUCUUCCUGUCUUGUAUGACAUUUCCCAGGAGAGCUUUGGCUCACCAAAGACUGAGCCCAAGACUAGACAGUCCAAAAUAACACCUUUCUUUUCCCAAAUCACUCCUGUCCGAGAAUUGGACCGAAUUGAUAGCAGCCAGAUGGAGACGCCAAAGACAGCGACGGUUGAAAAGGUGUCAGCUAUUGAUCAGACUCCGCGGACGGUAGAGAGAGAUGUGCUUAAAGAUAUCUUUCCCACUGAAAACCUCAACACCCCUACUGGAAUCAGUGCCACCUGUCGUCGACCAAUCAGAGGAGCAGCUGGCAGGCCCCUGGUUGGUGACACAUGGCUGGACGAAUCCCGUCUCCGUCUUAAGGAGCUCAGAGAAACCAGCUUCUCCUCCUCCUCCACCUACACAGAGACCCGAUCCGUUCCACGUGUGGCCGCCGUCCCUCUAACCGCUUCCAAGCCCGUGGCGCCCCCUGCUGUGAAGACCAGAGCACGACGCAGCCUGCCGGUGUGGGUGCAGCUUCUGCUGCUCAGUGUGGUCGCAGGAUUCCUAUUCUUUAUCUACCAGGCCAUGGAGACUAAUGAGAUUGGACUCUUCAAGCAGAGCGGAGCAGAUGAGAGCACCAGCAAAUGAAUGUCAUGCGCAUCACCCCACACUUUGCCCUCUUUAUCAUACUCAGCCAGUACGUCUCUUUGUCGAUCCAGCAGCCGUGGACUUUUACCUGCGAUCUUUAUGGAUUCAUACAAAGACAGAAAUGCAGAGCUUUUGCAUCAUAUGUCUGCUUAUGGCUCUUUUCCAAAUGAACCGGUUUAGAGGAAUGAAAUGUUUUAAUUUUAAAACAGUGACUUUUCUUGCCUUUGUAUGUUUGUUUGUUUUUCAUUUGUACUUUAUUUUACAGAUUAAUGUUGGUGCUGUCCAUGAAUGGGAGUCUGAGUUGAAGUGUUGAAGGAGUUGGCUAAAUACACUUGUUUAGUUUGUAAACUACAUUUAGCUCUACUUGUGACAAUAUUUUUGCAUUUAUUCUCACAUGUAGCUCUUUAAAGGUGCCGUAUCCAUCUAAACAUUGGUGCCCCUUGUAGUAUUUAUGUAUGUUGUCGGGAUACAAAUAUUUUCAAUAAACUGUUUUGCAAUGUAAGGUUAUUUUAAUAUUUUUAUUAUUUUAUUAUCAGUUGAAUUUUUAUUUCAGGAUCUUGGAGUUACAAGUAGUUUUAUAAAAUGUUAAUUAAUUUGAACAGCCUAAUAACACAAAUUGAGAGUUUGCAACAAAAACUGGGUUGUCUAGUUAAGAAGAUUUUGAAAAACAUGCUCUAUCCACCUUAUUUUUCCUGUGAGAGCGGGUCUUGUCCACGUCCAGCUAUUUUUAGCUGUACAAAACGGCUAGUUUUUGUUAAUAAAAUUGGUGUGUCUUACCAUAUUAUUUUCAUAUAUUAUCUUAAUUACGAACACACUGGUUUGUAGUACAAACAGUUUUACCAUUUACUGCACAUUAUUAUUCUCGUUUUAUCCCUGUAUUGGCUAAUGAACCGGAAUGAGCCUAUAGGCUUACUUCCUCGUUGAAGAAUAAUAAGGUGGAUAAAUUGUCACUAUUAAAAGUUAAAGUCUGGGUAAAGGCAAUUCAGAGAAUUGUUUCUAAACACAUAAACGGCAAAAAUGUGUUGUUGAAAACACGUUACAAA